AUGGAGUUCCUAACAUUACUUUAUGGUGCUACAGCAUUGUACUUGUGUUUCUUGAUCUGGAAAUGGUUUGAUCAGAGAAGGGACCAAGAGUGUUACAUAUUGGACUACCAACUGUACAAGCCAAGAGAUGAAAGAAAGCUUGGAACUGAAUGCUGUGGCAGGAUCAUAGAGAGGAACAAGCAUUUGGGUCUGAAUGAGUACAAGUUCCUUCUCAAAGCCAUUGUCAACUCUGGCAUUGGUGAGGAAACUUAUGCCCCAAGCAACGUCAUCGAGGGCCGUGAGGCAAGUCCAACACUGAACGAUGGUGUCACAGAAAUGGAGGAAUUUUUUUGUGACAGCAUUUCCAAGCUCCUUGCAAGGUCGGGCAUUCCCCCCUCACAGAUAGAUGUGCUUGUGGUGAAUGUCUCUAUGUUAUCCAUUGUUCCUUCCUUGACUUCAAGAAUCAUUAGCCACUACAAGAUGAGGGAGGACAUAAAGGCUUACAACCUCACUGGGAUGGGUUGCAGUGCUAGCCUUAUUUCAUUGGACAUCGUUAGGAACGUGUUCAAGUCACAAAAGAACAAGUAUGCACUUUUGGUGACUUCUGAGUCUCUCAGUCCGAACUGGUAUGUUGGCAACGACAGAUCAAUGAUUCUUGCCAACUGUUUGUUCCGGACUGGUGGAUGUGUCAUACUUUUGACAAACAAAAGGUCCUUGAAGCACAGAGCCAUGUUUAGGUUGAAGUGUUUGGUGAGGACUCAUCAUGGGGCUAGAGACGAUGCCUAUAGUUGUUGCAAUCAGAAGGAAGACGAGCAAGGCAGGCUUGGGUUUUACCUUGCCAAAAACCUUCCCAAGGCGGCUACAAGAGCCUUUGCUGAUAAUUUAAGGGUGUUGUCAACCAAGAUUUUGCCAACUAGGGAGUUGCUAAGGCUUAUGAUUGUGUCCCUCAUAAAAAAACUGAGGCAAACUAGUUCCCCCAAGUCUUCAAGUGAGGGAUCUAAUAAAUCUAACAAAUCCCCUUUGAACUUCAAGACUGGGGUUGAACAUUUUUGCCUCCACACUGGAGGAAAGGCUGUGAUUGAUGGGAUUGGAAUGAGCUUGGAUCUGUGUGAAUAUGACCUUGAGCCAGCAAGGAUGACACUGCACCGGUUUGGGAACACUUCAGCUAGUAGCCUGUGGUAUGUGCUAGGGUACAUGGAGGCCAAGAAAAGGCUCAUGAAGGGUGACAGAGUACUGAUGAUAAGCUUUGGUGCUGGCUUUAAAUGCAACAGCUGUUUGUGGGAGGUAAUGAAGGAUCUGAGGGAUCAUCCCAAUGUGUGGGACGAAUGCGUCAAUGACUACCCACCAGAGUCCUUGGCCAACCCCUUCAUGGAGAAGUUUGGUUGGAUCAAUGAUGUUCAAGAUGCAAGCAACUUCAAACUUCAUGAUUUUCCCAAGUAA
This is a messenger RNA of Sphenostylis stenocarpa, 1419 nucleotides long. NCBI's taxonomy places the organism in Eukaryota, Viridiplantae, Streptophyta, Magnoliopsida, Fabales, Fabaceae. The record is from the annotation of a GenBank genome assembly.